This is a messenger RNA of Callorhinus ursinus (northern fur seal), 776 nucleotides long. NCBI's taxonomy places the organism in Eukaryota, Metazoa, Chordata, Mammalia, Carnivora, Otariidae. The record is from RefSeq and is a predicted model, not a curated record.
UUCAUCCCCGGCCAGGCGAGUGGAAAAGUACCAGCUGAGCGCGAGGGGCGGGGGCGCGCCGAGGGGCGGAAAAGUACAGACAGCGGAGCCGCGGAGAACAAAGAUGGUCCCACCGCGGCGAUGCGCCCGCAGAGGCCCGCGCCCUCCGGACCCCCAGGCCCCUCUCCAGAGAAUUUUAGUAUUGCACCCUCUCCAUUAUCUCAAGUUUGAGGGGAGGGGUGUACGGGGGCUCUGUUUCGGCUUUCCUCCAGCCUCUCUGGUCGUGCACAGGCAUGCAGGGCACACAUCCCACCCAGUUUCUAGCAUUUACAACGGCAAUGCGCGUAACCCGUCUUUUCAUGCCCGGAGUCCCCACAUGCGGAAAUGCCUCUGCGGCAGAGAGGACUCAAAGGGGGCAGAAAGGGCUGACAUGGGGCCUCUCCCAAGAAGGGGAGAACGCCCGUUCCUCGGCGACCAGAGGCGCCGAGGGUUUGUUUACACGCGCACGCCCGUACCCUCGAGCACACUCGUCUACAGGCAUUUGGCUCGCGAGCGCUUCGCCCGGCCGGCCACUCCUAUGCCCGGAAAAGAAACUGAUGCAAUAUCGAUCUCCGAUUAUCAAAUGUUCCUGGCCCGUCUUCCCCAAUCGUGGCCUCUGUAUACCAGAAGCCCGAAACCUCCUCCGCUGCCCCCAUAUUGCAGGGCCCCUCGAUCUAAUAUUUUAAUUAAUGCAAACCAGUCACAAGACUUGCCGCAGCGGAGCCGCGGGCCGGGCUGGUUCCCCUCCCCCUAACGGA